Molecule: messenger RNA, 2652 nt
Organism: Saxophila tyrrhenica
Lineage: Eukaryota; Fungi; Ascomycota; Dothideomycetes; Mycosphaerellales; Extremaceae
Exons: 2
Coding region: 1-2652 (883 amino acids)
Cellular component (GO): fungal-type vacuole membrane
Source: RefSeq, a predicted model, not a curated record
AUGGCAACCUCACGAGAUACCCACGACCAGGACCCAAUGGACCGCGAAGAAGAGCAAGAAGACGCCACCGAAACCUCCCCGCUCCUCCCUCCCUCCGACCCGCCCACCGCCCCCGACCAAUCCCAACCCCACCGCGAACGCAGCGCCGAGUCUCUCCUCCGCCGCACCCUCUCCGACUCCUCCACCUCUUCCCCCAAAAAGCACAAGUCAUGGCGUCAGCGAUGGCCCUCCCUCCUCGCGCUAGCGGUGCUGUGUCUGGUCGUCGUGUUGAUUAUGGUGUUUGCGUUCUUCGCGCCGAAUAUCGUCGAGCAGUACGCGAAAGAAGCCGCUGUGUUCACGCCGCGGAGUCUGAGCGUGGAUGAGUUUACCGGGUCGGGAGUAAGGGCGAGGGUGCAGGGAGAUUUCACCCUCGAUGCGAGGAGGGUGCAUAAGAAGGCCGUGAGGGAUUUAGGGCGGUUUGGAACGUGGGUGGCGCGGUACGCAGAGAGCGGGGAGAGCGAGGUCGAGAUCAGUCUGCCAGAGUACGGGAACGUGGUGUUGGGGACGGCCAAGGUGCCGAAGGUCGUGGUGGAUCUGCGGAACGGGCACACGACUGCUGUGGAUGUGCUGGCGCAGGUGGAGCCGGGGCAGAAGGAGGGUUUGAGGAGGGUCGCGGGGGAUUGGGUGGAAGGGAGGUUGGGGAGGAUGAGGGUGUUGGGAAAGGCGAGUGUGCCGGUGAAGAGUGGGAUUUUUGGGUUUGGGACGCAGAAGUUGAGGGAGGAGGUGGUGUUUGAGGAGGGUGAUGUGCCGGCUGUGCCGGAGUAUGAUAUUAGGAAGAUCAAUGUCCAUGAGGCGGAGGGCGACGAGGAGGGGAUGGAGGCGGAUGUUAGGCUGAGCGCGAUGAACGAUUACCCAAUUGAUUUCGAGGUGCCCGGACUGGGGUUUGAGGUGUUGGUUGAUGGGUGUGUGGAUAGCGAUCCCUACAUCCAUGUUGCAAACGCGAAGACGGACGAGACGCACGUUCGACCGAAGCGAGAGGUGGAGUUGGACGUCACGGGUAUGGUGCGAAAGCUGCCAGAUGUCCUGACACAGGACUGCCCGGACUCCGACAAGUCACCCCUCGACACCCUUCUCGGCAACUACAUGCGUGGCAAGGAGAACACCAUCUACGUCCGCGGUUCGAAGUCGCCUUCUAAAGACACGCCUAGCUGGAUCACUGAACUGAUCCGCGACAUCGUCGUUCCUGUCCCUCUUCCAGGCAAGAGCAUGGGGCAUCUCAUCCGCAACUUCACACUCGCAGACACGCACUUCAGCCUUCCCGAUCCCUUCGCCGAUCCGGACGCACCAGAGUCGCAGCCCAGGAUCUCAGCCAAGGUGCAGGCUCUGGUCGCUCUGCCGGAAGAAAUGAACUUCAACAUCUCCGCCAACCGCGUGCGAGCCGAUGCAGAUGUUUACUACAAGCACAAGAAACUCGGCAACUUGGACCUCCACCGCUGGCAGCCUGCGAACUCCACACGAGUAGAAGGCACAAAGAAAGAAGGACCAGGCUUAAUGGUCGAGAGCAUAGUCGACAAAGCCCCGCUGAACAUCACGGACAACGACGUGUUUGCGGACGUGAUCCAGGACAUGGUGUUUGGCGACAAAGGCGUCGUGAUGCAGAUCAAGGCCGAUGUGGAUGUAGAGGUCGAGACGGCGCUGGGGGAGUUCAAGGUCAGGAGGAUUCCGGCCGAGGGGGAGGUGCCUGUUAAGCCCAUCUCCUCCUCGCCUUCUCCACCCUCCCACGGCGCUCCGUCCAACUCCACAUCCAACGACACGGUCUCGAUCGGUGGCGCACUCAACCCCAAGAUCGUCGACCUCCACAUCCUCUCCACCACUCCGUCCUCGCUCACCUUGACCGCUCUGCUGAACCUCACGAACCCAACCCCUUAUACCGCGACGAUACCGUAUCUGGACCUGCAUAUCAUGAAGAACAACUCUUUACUCGCCAAUGCUACGUUACGGGAUACCACGAUCGUGCCGGGGAAUAACUCCAACAUUUUAGUAGAAGCGACGUACGAUCCUCUGACGCUGGGCGGCGAGGAGGGGAAGAAGGUGGGCAGGGAGAUGCUGAGCCAGUACAUCUCCGGCUGGAACACGACCGUCACGAUCAAGAUGCACGAGGGUUCGAUCCCGACUCUACCGGGCUGGGGCAAAGUGCUCGGCCGGUUUGGAGCAGAGGUCCGGGCGCCGAGGUUGGGUGUGCCGCACCAUGGCUCCUCCUCCCCGGGAGACGGCGACGAGGAGGACGAUGGGAAAAUGCACUUCAUCUCCGACGCCACCAUGCAUCUUCUCACCUCCACCGCGACCUUCACCCUCCUCUCCCCGCUCCGCCACAGCACCCUCAUCAUCGAGAACCUCGACGCCACGGCCUACUACCACGGCGACAGCGUCGGGCACAUUCAAUAUUCCAUCCCCUUCGCGGUUCCACCGGUCGACAGCGAGGGGAACGGCGUGCAGAGCCCCCGGUUGCCUGUAGAGUGGAGUCUGGGCAGCGUGGGGUAUGAGGCGGUGAAGAACGCGUUGGGGGGGACUUUGAAGUUGGGGGCGAGGGCGGAGGUGGGGGUGCGGUUGGGGGAGUGGAGGGAGGGGGUUUGGUUUGAGGGUGGGGGGAUUGGGGCGAGGGUGAGGCUUUGA